Messenger RNA from Erigeron canadensis, 2195 nucleotides. RefSeq names its product linolenate 9R-lipoxygenase-like. The transcript has a single exon. Lineage: Eukaryota; Viridiplantae; Streptophyta; Magnoliopsida; Asterales; Asteraceae. Gene Ontology annotation, biological process: response to oxidative stress. The record is from RefSeq and is a predicted model, not a curated record. Gene Ontology annotation, molecular function: catalase activity; heme binding. The coding region runs from base 246 to 2063 and encodes 605 amino acids.
UGAUCUCAAUUGGUGAGGGUGUUCAUUUGGGUGACUUUAGCAGGAUAAUUGCUGGCUUUUAUUCUAUAAACGGGUUCAAAAGUGGGAAAGUGGAAGUCCAGGAUAAUGCAGUAGUCGGGAGUCAAAGCAUUCUGCUUCCUGGUUCAGUUGUUCAAAACAACGUCAUUCUUGGUGCUCUUUCAGUGGCUCCAGUUGAUUCUGUUCUCAAAAGAGGUGGUGUUUAUAUCGGUUCUGAAAGUCCUAUCAUGAUAAAGAACAUGAUGCAUGCUCUAGACGAACGAAUAGAAGAAAUGGAUGUGAAAUACAAGAAGAUUGUUGGGAACUUAUCCGCUAAUCUUGCUGCUACUACUCUUAAAGUUAAGUCAAGAUACUUCCAUCGAAUUGGAGUCAGUGGGAAGGGAGUUCUAAAGAUCUAUGACAACAUCGAAGGGUUUCCAAAUCACAAGAUCUUCUACCCAGGGAAGAGUUACCCAAUCAUUAUCAGACACAGUAACAGCUUAAGUGCAGAUGAUGAUGCAAGACUAGAUGCACGUGGUGCAGCCGUGAGAAUACUUUCAAAUGAAACAGAAACCCCACUUCUUGACCUGACUUUGAAAACGGGAAAUGCAUUCUACGCGAGAACAAUCUCUGACUUUGCCACAUGGCUUGUUUGCGGGUUGCCAGCAAGGGAACAGCACGUGAAGCGUGUCCCUCAUGUGCGUGAUGCUGUAUGGACUUCACUUCGCAACACAGAUUCAUUCACAAACCUGCAUUACUUCUCAAACAUAUGCAGACUUUUCCGGUUUGAAGAUGGAACAGAAAUGUAUGUUAAGUUCAAAUUAAGGCCUUUUGAUGAAACCAUCCCUGAAGAAUCCGGUAAGGUGGAGCCCAUUGGAAUUCUCCCUCCAGAAACUGGUGCAAUUCCAAGAGACAUUAAUGACAAACGUCCGCUACUGUUCCUUGCUGAUGAUUUUAAAACAAGAGUGAGUCAACCAGGUGGUGUUAGGUAUGUUUUCCAGUUACAAAUCCGGCCCGUUCCACAAGAUGAAGUGACCCGAGACAUUGCACUUGACUGCACCACCCCGUGGGAUAACACUGAAUUCCCAUAUAUCGAUGUGGGAGAGGUAACAAUAGACCAGAAUAACACUCAAAGCCAAUCAGAAGAAUUAGAGUUUAAUCCUUUCCUGAGAUCCAAUGAAGUGGAUGUAAUUCGGGCGACAUCUGCCUCACAAAGUGCUUCUAUUGACCAUGGUCGUUCAUUGGUCUACGAGAUUUGUCAGCAUUUGAGAAACGGGCAACCACUUCCUGAAGCCUGGAGGAGUUUCAUUGAGCAAUCUGAUGUCAAAGUAGACCUUUCAGGUUGUCCAAUGGCAGCCACUAUAGCAACCGAAAACAAGAAUGCAACAGAAGUGACUCUCACGAGAACCUGGCAAAAAACUUUAUGGACACUAUUUGGCCAACCUUUGUUACAGACAUUCUUGCCUUACUACCUAAUGGCACUACUGAUCUCGGGUCCACUAAACGUAAUAUUUUACGUGAAAGAAACAAGUGGCUACCCCAUUCAGUGGCUGCUACCCGUGUUUUGGGUGUGUUCAGGCAUUUGGGCUGGGCUGGCAUGUGUAAUAGCCAAAUGGUUACUAGUUGGAAAGAAAAAAGAUGGUGGCAGUGUGCUGAUAUGGGGCAAAGAAGUGUUUAUGGACACGAUAUGGCAAGCGUUUAGGACGUUGGUAGGGGAGUAUUUCAUGGAAAUGGUGAGCGGGUCGUUUUUGUUUACAAUGUGGAUGAAAAUGAUGGGAUCAGAGAUUGAUAUGAAUCAAGGAGUUUACGUGGACAGCAUGGGGGCCGUGUUGAACCCCGAGAUGGUGGAGAUAGAAGGCGGUGGAUGUGUUGGUCGAGAAUCGUUGCUGUUCGGGCAUAUAUAUGAAGGAGAUGGUGGGAAGGUGAAGUUUGGGAAGAUUAAGAUUGGAGAAGAUGGAUUUGUAGGGAGUAGAAGUGUUGUGAUGCCUGGAGUGAAGGUUGAAAAUGGAGGUAGUCUCAGUGCACUUUCACUUGCAUUCAAAGGGGAAAUUAUCAAGUCAAAAUAAUUUUAUGUUGUUCAAUGUGUAUUGUGUAGUGAUGUAUUACAUUUACAGAUUUACUUCCUCUAUAUUUAAUGUUGUACUGCUAAAUAAAACAUUGCAUACUUUUAUAAAGGUAAGAGAAAGCAUAUUAAUUGG